AUGAGUUGGGAUCAACAGGCAUACAGCUUUGGGAAUCCAAACGCUCAACCCCUGACACCUACACGAACCCCAACGUCAGGCCAAUUCCCCAGCCCGACUGCCUUUCAAACACCAAAAAGGGGCUCCAACUUGGAAAGCCGUGGCGGAUGGACACCGACUUUUGCAGAAGAAUAUUCUGUCUUCAACGCAACGCCGGGCAGGCUCACCAGCUCGCAGUAUCAAUUUGCUGAAGCCUCUCCCCGGCCCUCAACUUCUUCUACUCAGAAAGGUAUUUCCGCAGGAGAUUUGGCAGCAGAGCUCAUAACCCAUGUGCACCACCUAUCUCCAAAAACCCAUCUCCCUCUCCCACCAGUCGACCCCUCCAACCAGCUGUCCUCUUCUCCAGGGCCACCCCCCGCCACAGAGGGUAGAUCCGAUGACAGCGUAAAUACGCUCGUAACACCAAGGAAGCCCAGAAAGCGAUUAGAAGGAGCCUUCAGCGCGCAGACCGCAACCCCCCCGGCAACAAGGUCCAGAGGGUUGAGGAAACAAGCCCCCAAGACAAGAUCAGAUACGAUGCAGAAUGCCUCCCAGGAUAGCCACUAUGGUGCCUCGCACACCCCAACACGCCAGCAGAGCCAUAUGUCCUUCCCCUCUAGCUCUGCUGAUUUCUUUUACCCUAUGUCGGCGCCAGCCUUCAUCAACAGCAAACCAUUUUGGGAGCCUGACGCAAGCAUGGGCGGCAUGGAUCUUGAUUUCAACACUGAAGAUGCGGUGAUGUUCAACAUGGGAUCGCAUAGGACGGGCAAUUCGUUCGAUUGGGGACGGAAUAACCAAAUGGUCAAUGUACCGGCGCCGACACCAAGCACUGUGAAGCGCCAAAGGCCAUUAGCGCCGAAGCUCCCCAAGUCCACACCAGAACUGCUCCCCUCGACCAUCGCGUCGUUCGACUUCCCCGACUUCUCUGCUUCGGAGGAUCCCUUCUCUCCUUCCGCUAUUGGAGGUGUCAAUCCAGGCCUUCUGUUCAGUCGCAACAACCUGGUGCCGAUGGCUUCGCAGUUUGCGGAUAUCCCGCUGCCCCCUACGCGGCCUGCAACAAGCCAUGCAGAGCAGCCGCAACCCUACCAACACCAAUUGCGAGAAUCGAUGCGCGAUCAAGAAGAGCUGCGUCGGUCUCGGUCUCGGAGUUCCCGGGAAAGCAGCAAGGCGCGACGGCUCGAACGAGGCCCGGCGAGCUCGCCCGUCAAAGGCUCAGCGCGGCCAAGUCUACAAAGAAGUAGCAGUGAGAGCAGGGGAAAGCGAUGUCAACCAGACCGUAUACUCUCGCGUAGUAGUAGUAGUAGCAGUGGCAGAAUUUCGCCAAUGAAGCAUCAGCGCCCUAGCAACCUCACCUCGAUUCCUGAGAUGGAACGACCUAAGACCCGGACGGAAGUGAAAUUUACCAUCGAUGCCAACGGACGAGCUAGGACUGAGACUGUGAUCUUACAAGAGUACCCUACGACCAGCCGAGGCCCUUCGGCGCGCAGCGAUAUCUGGGAAUCAUCCCAAUAUGACGAGUCUUCUUCAGACGACGAAUCAAUAUUGGUCGCCAGUCGAAACACCUCGUUUGCCCUUCCACAACAAGCAAAGUCGGCUAAGAUGUCAGGUUUCGAUUUACCCCAGAGCCUUGAGUACCAAAAGCACAGCUCUGGUGGCUACAGUCACUCCGAGUCUUCAAGCCAGAGAUCCUUACGCCAGGAUAGUGCUGGCAGUGAAUCUGGAACCGCAUUCAUGGAGGAAGAUGAUGGUUCGGGGGAUGCAGCACAAGCACUUCGUAAGAUUAUGGAAAGUCGCAAGAAAGAGCAAAGAAUAAUGCGGCAAUCUCAACAACUCCACCACCGCCAUUAUGACACUACUCCUCGGGGCAACUCUCAGUACAGAAACUACGGGUCUUCGAAUUUCUCUCCGACAUCUAUGACCGAUCCUAAUGCCGGAACCCCAUCAAGCUCGAAAAGUGGUACCAUUCGGUGCACCUGUGGCAAUCCUGAUAGUGAGGGCUUGAUGAUUCAAUGGUAUGCAGCAUUUUAUACUAGAGACGUCAUGGAACUGACCUUUGCAGUGAAUCUUGCGAUAACUGGCUUCACACCGAUUGUGUUGGCAUUGAUCCUAGGCAUCUCCCUGCUGUUUAUAUCUGCGCUUUCUGCGCUCAGACUCCUAAACUACGAGGAGGCCGGACUCGAGACUCCACCAAAGGAGCUGGCCGCAUGGGAGGCGGCUCGUCACCAUUGGCACAUAAAUCUUUCAAGUCGUUCAGGUGAAGGCUACCUUAUCCUUUCGAGUUCAAACGGUAUUCCCUAUACGGUCAAGGGAUUUCAACAAAAAAGCAACAGCUCCUGUCGGCUUCUAGCUAAAGACCAUCCCCAGGUUUCCAUCCUCGAACAACAAUUCAGUGGAUAUGUCAUGAGAAUAAUGUGUAAACGGAGACAACACGGACAUCAUCAAUGUCAUACUUUUCCCCUUUGCCCUGAUACCCUUCCUGAGUAG
This is a messenger RNA of Drepanopeziza brunnea f. sp. 'multigermtubi' MB_m1, 2502 nucleotides long. The record is from RefSeq and is a predicted model, not a curated record. Lineage: Eukaryota; Fungi; Ascomycota; Leotiomycetes; Helotiales; Drepanopezizaceae.